AUGAGUAGCGUAGAACGACAAAAUUACAAUCGAUUAUCGCAUCAUCAUAAUUUCUUAAUUAAACUUCGAGGAAUACCGAAUUCAGUAACUAAAGAUGAUGUUAAAAAAUUUCUCUACCCAUGUCGGAUAGUAAGUAUUUACCUAUUUGAUAAUAAAGAUAAGUCAUCGAGCGAAUGUAUGAUUGACCUCGAAUCUGAAGCUGACGUUCGAAAAGCAUUGGAAAAAAGUGAUCAGUACAUGGGUAAUCGAUGUAUAGAAGUUUUUUCUUCCACGAACUCGGAAUACAAGUUCUUCAUGAAAUAUAAAGGUUCGAUCUCAUGGCGUGAUCCAGUAAUUCGCGUCAAUGGCCUUCCAGGUAGUUGUACAAUGGCAGAUGUACAACUAUUUUUCAAAGAUAUUGAGAUAGCUCGAAAUGGUAUUUAUAUUACACGUGAUAUGUCGGAUAAUGCAGUGGGUAAUGGAUACGUUGCAUUCGUUAGUAUGGAUAAUGCCUAUAAAGCAAUUGAUAUUUAUGAUCAACAAUAUCUUAAACGCAGUCGUAUCGACUUGAUUCCAUCGACAUAUGAUGAAGCAAAAAAGAGUAUCACCGAUGAUGCAUAUGUGAACGGCAAACAGUUUUGCGGCGCAGAUGAUCAAGCAAAGAAGAUGAAUAUUUGUAAUGAGAAUAAGAAGAGAACUCGUAGUCACGAACGGUCAAGAUCAAACAGUUGUGAUCAACAUUAUCGAGCAGUGAAACGUCGUCGUUCAACAUUAACAUCUCCUCGAUCACGGACUUAUCAAAAUAAUCGUCAACGAAAAAGUCGAAGUCCAAUUCAUUGCUCAUCAUCGAAACAAACUGGUGAAUACUUGAUUAAAAUGCGUGGUAUGCCCUAUACAGUUGUUGAAAGCGAUAUUCGACAGUUCUUUCCAUCAAAUUGUCAACCGGUGCGCAUUGAAAUUAUUCAAGAUCGUCGUUUGAAGCGUCCCAAUGGCGAUGGACAUGUUUACUUUAAUACGAAAGAAGACGCAAUCGAAGCGAUGAAAUGUGAUAGGAAAUAUAUGAAUAAUCGUUACAUCGAGCUCUAUUGUGAUUCAGUUCGAUAUUCUUUAUCAAACUAUCGACGGCGUCGAUUCCAAAGUCAAUCAUCACACUAG
Molecule: messenger RNA, 1134 nt
Organism: Adineta ricciae
Lineage: Eukaryota; Metazoa; Rotifera; Eurotatoria; Adinetida; Adinetidae
Source: the annotation of a GenBank genome assembly